This is a messenger RNA of Colletotrichum destructivum, 261 nucleotides long. RefSeq names its product Putative NADH dehydrogenase [ubiquinone] (complex I), alpha subcomplex subunit 1. The transcript is spliced from 4 exons. The record is from RefSeq and is a predicted model, not a curated record. Lineage: Eukaryota; Fungi; Ascomycota; Sordariomycetes; Glomerellales; Glomerellaceae. The coding region runs from base 1 to 261 and encodes 86 amino acids.
AUGCCUGUUCCUUUCGAGACGCUCAUUCCUUAUGGAAUCAUGAUUGCCAUGUUCGGUAUCACCGGUACCGGACUGCACGUCAUCAAGGGCAUCCAGAACGGUGGAAAGAAGCCUCGUUGGGGUCUGGACCAGUGGGAUCGGGUAAUGAUGGACCGAGACCGUAGACUUACGGGCGACUUGCGUGGGCAAAUUGGAAACCACGAAGCGCCUCCUGGCUUCGAGCUGAACAACCCUUGGAGAUUAGAGAAGCGCAUCUCGUAG